AUGCGUAUCAUUACCCUAUUCUCCGCCGUAUUUGGUGCCUUCUUCAUCACAACAGUCCAUGCUGCUCCUGCUCAGCAGCUUGAUCAACAACGCACCCGGCUACUGUGCGAUUGGGAUAACAAAUAUCAUCAUAGCCAUCUCUUUGCAGGAGACUAUAAUUACGGUAACAUCGUUGGCGCCCCCAAACUGGGCUACAAAAGCUUCACCGAGGACGGCAAGGAUGUUUUGCGUGUUGUCAAGAUCGACCCUGACGACAGCACCAUUAAGCCAUUGGCCCCGAUUGAGGUCUCAUGCAACUCGACCGCGCUCAACUACUUUAGCCACCAGGGAGAGUUUGGCAAAAACACUCCGGUCAAGUUGUUGGCAGAUGUCGGACGCGAUGGUGUUCCUUUCUGUAUAGGCAUCCGCGACCCUACCAGUAAUCCGACCGACAUUGUACUCGUGCCAUUGAGCGAUUUCGAUGAUGAAUCGCAGGCCAAUCAAUUCUGGAUGAGCCAAUUCAAGUACAAUAAUCUUCUUCCCCUCGUUGGCAAGUCCAACACCUCGGAAAACGUCGAGCACAACAAUACUUGGCCUAUCUUGGCUCCAACCGACGAUGCAAAGCAAAUGGGAUACCGUGCCGGAUACAGCGAAGACAAAGCAACCUACGUGAGCUUUGCCUGA
Molecule: messenger RNA, 663 nt
Organism: Mycosarcoma maydis (corn smut)
Lineage: Eukaryota; Fungi; Basidiomycota; Ustilaginomycetes; Ustilaginales
Exons: 1
Coding region: 1-663 (220 amino acids)
Source: RefSeq, a predicted model, not a curated record